GACACAGAACAACAUGCACGCAUAGGCACUCAUCACAACGAAGAACACACACACACACACACGUAUAAACACCCAGGAAGGUAUGAAAACACUGCAGAGUUCCUCUCGCGGUCGCGGAGGCGGCUCUAAUUACCGUGGCCGCGGUAGCAGCGGAGGCGGUCGCGGCCGAAGUGUGAGCAGUGGCCACGGCCGUGGACGCGACAACGGAGACCGCCGCUUCGCCGCCCGCUUUACCGAUCCGCGCUUUCAGGUGUCAGCACAGGCGGGCCGUCAGUCCCACCGCCGCCACCGCGACACCGCCGAGAAGUCUGCCGAGCAGGACCCGCGAUUUGCGAAGUAUUUCGCCCCAUCUGACCAUGACGGCGCGAUGGAAGAGGCAACGGAGGAGGACGACGAGGAAAACGAGGAGGUCUCGCAGCACACCUCCAGUGAUGAGGAUGUCGACGUCGAGGAGGUCGGCUCUCUGCCUUUGGAGGAGGAGGCGGCGUUGGAUGACGAAGUCAACGCCUGGGCACCGGACGAGGUCGAGUUCAUCGAGGCACGUCGCCGCGUUGCCAUCGUCAACUGCGACUGGGACCACGUCCGCGCCGUCGACCUCUACGCCAUCCUCUUCCACGCCCUCCCACUCGGCGGGCAGCUGCACGAGGUCUGCGUGUACAUGAGCGAGUGGGGCAAGAAGAUGAUCGCGCUGGAGAAGACGCACGGGCCGGACUUGUGGGUGAAACCGGGCGAGGCAGACGCGACAGCGUCCGCGGAGGGUGAAGAUGGUGCACCAGCAGAGGGGGAAGCCGAGAUGCCGGCGGCGGUGGAGCUGCCCGAGGAGGUCUCCGAUGACGAGAUCAGCGAGCCGCGCAGUGACGGGUGGACGGACGACAACCCCGACAUGCUGCAUGAGCAGGGCGAGGAUGGCGAGUUCUUCUCGGACGGUAAGUUUCGCCGCUACGAGAUGGACCGCAUGAAGUACUACUACGCCGUUGCCUCCUUCGACUCGGCUGACACGGCCGCGGCGGUGUACAACGAGCUGGACGGGAUGGAUAUUGAGGCCAGCGGGGUGGUGCUUGACCUGCGCUACAUCGACGACGACGAGACCUUCGCGCAGCCCGUCAGUCGGGCCGACCACAUCCCCGCCAACUUCCGCCCCCUCGCCUCCUUCAAGAUGAGUGCGAUGAGUCAGAGCAAGUUCCGCAUCUCGUGGGAUCAGGACGACGUCUUUCGCCACCAGUCCGUGCAGGACAGCUUCACCGGCACGACGGAGGAGGACGACCUUGCCGCGUAUCUUGCCCCGGCGGACUCCGACGCGGACGACGAUGGCGGCCCGGCCGAUCCGGCGAAGAGGACGCGUGAGAAGCGCGACAUCCGUCGCAAGUACGCUGCGUUGCUCGAGGAGGUCGGCGGCAUCCCAGACAAACUGGAGGAGGAAGAGGAGGAGAAAGAUGCACAUGGCGCCACGGCGAGUGCGGUGGAUGGGCUAGACGACGGCAGCGAUGACGACUCCCUUAAUCGCUUCAGCGACGUGGAGAUGCAAGAGGACGAAGAGGAGGAGGAGGACGACGGUGACGAUGGUGAAGUCACCGGCAACAUGGAGACCACCUUUGACUUAGACGCCGACACGAAGGCGGCGGGGCUGCAGCACGACACCCGUUUAAAGCAAAAGCUCCAGUCAGCCGACCUCGCCACUCAGGCGGCGGUCAAGUACAAGCUGCGCCGCAAGGAGAUGAAGAAGUCAAAGAAGGACAUGCUGCGUCAGGAGCGCGAGACCGAGAAGGCGGCUCAGGCGGACCACCAAGCCGAGAACCGUCAGAAGCUGAAAGAGUUGAUGGGCACCGACGACGAUGGCUCGGCAAAGGCAAGCGGCAAGGAGCGCCGCAAGACGCACGCGAAGCAGGUGAAGGAGCGACUCGCAGAGGAGCGGGCGGCAAAGAAGAAAAUGCGCGCGGCGAGUCAGCUCGGGGUGACACUGCAGGUGCAGCACGUACGGCGCGAGCAGGAGGCGCAGAAAGCGGCGGAGCAAAUUGACGACCGUUUCAAGUCGAAGCUGCUUUCCGAUCCGCGCUUCCAUUUAGAGGUGGCGCAGAAGGACAAGCGUGUCACGGAAGACGUGGCGCAGCUCGCCUCUACCGUCGCCAAGGCCCGUCAAGGGAAGCGCGAGCGAGCCGAAGAUGCGAAGCCCGCCAACUCCCAAAACUCGAUGAAGGACACACUGGACUUCUUUCUGGCCAAGAAGAAGGCACGCAAGUAA
Molecule: messenger RNA, 2239 nt
Organism: Leptomonas pyrrhocoris
Lineage: Eukaryota; Euglenozoa; Kinetoplastea; Trypanosomatida; Trypanosomatidae
Exons: 1
Coding region: 83-2239 (718 amino acids)
Biological process (GO): rRNA processing
Molecular function (GO): RNA binding
Source: RefSeq, a predicted model, not a curated record